CGUUAAUUGAGAAGCCCCCGCAACAACGGACGGGUCCGACAUAUUUCGCUCCAGAAUAUUAAAGCUGUGUUUCGGGCAUAAUCAGACUACAAACUCCAUUGUAGCUCCUUUGCUUGGCCUGUGAAAGAGUUGGGACUAUGGGACGACGCAGAAGGCUAGAAAUAGCUCUGGGUCUGCUGAUAGUAGUCUUUUCCAGUACAUGUAAUGCUUCAAACACAACGGAGACGGUAUGAAGCGUUAGGCCCGAUUCAUACGUCACGCCUCUGCCGUACCAAUGACAUGAAUGGUUCGACAUCUGAAGUUCGGCACGGCACUAAGCGCGUCUGCAUCUGUCUUGCUUCACGGCAAAAGCACGACACCGAUUCAAACGUCGAGCUUCUGAUGUGACGGACCAAAUGCCAUAUUUUUAUUUUAUUUUGUGCAACAGAAACUCCGCAUCGAGUCAAGUUUUACUACUCGCAACCUAUUUAGUGCGACGUCUGAAUUAACGUUGAACCCAAUGUAUUUGUGUAGAUGGAUCAGUACGCAGCUCUUAGAAGCUGCAAUUUGAUUGAGCAAAUGAACAAUAUCCGCACCUCGACACAAAGAACGAGAAGAAUCGAGACAAAAGAACUCCUUUGUAGAACAAAGAUAAUAGGGAUGUCCUGCCGAACUGAAAGACUGUGAACACAUUGUCCAACAACACAAAACGUGUCAAAUGCUCGACAAUGUCUGCUCUAAGAUACACAGCGAGCCGGCAAAUGCCACGCGCCUGAUCAAUGAAAUCAACACCAGAGAGAAAUGCGCCAGCGGCGAGAUAUUUUGCCCAGUUGUGGGCAAAUGUCAGUCAAAUACCACAGCAUGUGAUAUUGGUAUGACGCUGAAUUUGGGCAGAGAUAGUGCUCAAACACCAUGGGGAGCAAAUUGCACAAAUUCUACCACUGAAGGGUUUUGUGCCGCGUCCAUGUCAUGUGGUGCUAAGAAUCGCACGUGCACGCUCCAACCUCUCUACGACUGGACAAUCGCAAGCAAUAACAGCGUCACGCUGAGCGGAUCUUCGUGCAACUCAGGAGAUACCUAUUGCCUGGCCACGAGCUCCUGCAAAAAUUCCAGCCAGUCCUGCAACGUACCAUUGCCUCAGGAUAGUAACAACAAUGCGUCAUCACUGAUGGAGAAACUUUGCGAGUCAGGCCACAAGUUCUGUCCAGAUAGAUUCUUGUGUAUUGAGAACAACAAGAAUUGCUCCGAGUUCGGCUCCCUGCCUUAUGAUGCGAACACCACCGACCCAGGGAAUGGCUGGCUUAAAAUGUGCAAGAUGCGCAAGUAUGUGUGCACCCUCAAUCUAAUCGGCGCGGCAAAGUGUAUGCCGAAGGUCGCGCACUGCUUGAGUUCCGGCAACACGACAAAUAAUAACUCCACAAGUAAUAACACGUCUCCUGGUGGGGGCAAUACGACAAAUAAUAACUCCACAAAUAAUAACACGUCUCCUGGUGGGGGAGGUGGCGGAGGUGGAGCCGUGACACCAGUAGGCUGCCCGGUCAAUACACGUCCAUGUAACCUAACGGCCAGAAAUGAGAGCUGCAUCCCCAUGGAGCAAGGGUGUCCUGAGACAUAUCUAUCCCCUCCCUGCCCCCCUGAGGUCAGAAAAUGCGUCGACCUUGUCGAAAAGAGGGGCCUGUGCUCUGAACGCCACGAUGUCUGCGAUGCCUUGACCAGCGGAAACAGCAGUCGAUUCCAAGCGCAACUGAGCGCUGUCAACAUGGCUCUGUGCCAAGGUGGCGACACGUUUUGUCCACUUGUCGGUCAAUGUAUCAGCUCUGCGGAUCCAUGUGGGUUGUUAACAAGUGGUGGGAACAGCUCGAUGGUGAGACUGCCUUGGGGUGGGGACUGCCCCACCAACCAAUCAUACUGCCCCGUCUUAGCUCGCUGCUCUGCGACCUGCUCUGCUCAAGCCAUCUACGACUGGUCACUUGUGAUGUCCAAUGAGUCAGUGGGGCUCAAUGGAGAGUUUUGCGCAGCGGGCCAAAAGUACUGCUUCACUCAGCAAUCUUGUAUCUCCAAUGUCUCUCAAUGCAAUGUUCCUAAGUCUGACUUGGGAUUCCUGUGCGGUAGCGAGGACCAUUACUGUGACAAGGAGAGUAAGUGCGUCAGCAAGAGUGUUAACUGCACAGUCUUCCCGUCGCUAAACUAUACUGGCGUCAACGAUACAAAUUCAGGAUGGGAAAAAGCUUGCAAACUGUCUUUACAUAUCUGUCAUCGACGCAUGUACGCUAUAAAGCAAUGUGAAAACACACUCAAAGACUGCUACGUGAGCAAGAACCUGACCAGAUACGUGUGCGGCCCGGGCUGGAAAUGGUGCCAGAUCCUUAACAAAUGUAUCAAUGCUAUUGAUGGUUGCUGUGCUAACGGUACUAACUGGUGCAAAGAACAAAACAAGUGUAUCCCUGGUGGAUCUAAGUGCAUCCUCGACCCUUGUAAAGACAUCGACUGCGCAGCAAUCGACAGACGUUCACAGGCCUGUGGAAGCCUUGGGGAUCAGAUCUGUCCAAUAUUCGCCAACAACUGGCAGAACUUCACUUCAGCAUUCUACACCCUUGUAAAUACCGAGCCCUGCCCUGUUAACGAAAACUUUUGCAUCCUCUCUGGAAACUGUGAAAAGAGCUGUACUGUGGACACACCCCUGAAGGGGCUCUCAAAUGAAUCCGUCACUCCAUGGGGGGCCAACUGCUCCUCCAACGAGCGGUUCUGCUUUGCCAGUCAGCGCUGUCAACCAAGGUCGGACACUUGCUCUUUCAGGAGCGUGUAUGACUGGAUUCAGGCCAAGAACAGGAGUGUGACUCCGUCAGGUUCCAGUUGCCCUGGAGGAAACAAGUUCUGCCUGACAACCUAUAGCUGUAUUCCAGAGGCUAGUAACUGCACCGCGAACAAGACCUUGUUUAGCGCCCUUUGUGGAUCGAGGGACAUGUUCUGCCCGAGCCUGUUCAAGUGCAUUCGUAUGAAUCAGGCUUGUCCUGAUUUUCCUGUUGGCAAUUACUCUGGCAAUGACAACGGAACAGGAUUUCUGGCAUUUUGCCAAAUGAGAAAGUAUAUCUGUCCACGGUUGUCGUACUCGAGGGCUAAAUGCGCCGCGUAUAGCAGAUAUGCUCCUUGUGUUCAAAAGAACCGCUGUGACGCUGGCUUUGUGCUCUGCAAUUGGACCGAUACUUGCAUCGCUAAUGGUAGCUCCUGCUCACAAUGUCCAGCCGGUCAGUCCUUUUGCGAAAAGACCUCACCGCCUUCAUGUAUCCCAGCGUCUCAGUAUUGCCUAGCUCCCAGAGAAUGUCCACCCCAUCAAACAAUAUGCCCCGAACUUGGCGGCUGCAUCAACAAAACAAUCACAUGCCAGCCUGACAUUCCAGCCAGUGCAAUUGUUUAUAAAACCGUCUGGGAGUUCGAGACGAUCGAAGCCGCCGAUGCCAGCAUCUUUUCUUCUGGCACCACAAUCGCCAUCCUCAGCGUUAGAAGUCCCAACAGUACCGGGGCUCUACAGUGCUACAAUGCCGGUAGCUGGAAGAACAUCACUGGAAUUAGCGCAGCAACUGCUUAUGUCGUCGCAAAGACCGACAAACUAAGGUUUAUGCACACCGACCCUCAGUUCCAUGGAAUGGUGUUCCUGAACUAUACUGUCAAAGCUGGUACCGCGGGCACUAAAGUUGACGCAUCCUCCGACGCGCGUACCGCUGACCAGGUGCUGGUAUUACCGUCGUUGCCACGCCCUGACAUGCCGGUGCUCCAAAAGAUUGGUGGCCGUUAUAACAUCUCUGAAGAUGACACCAAAACGGAAGGAGUGUUAGUUUCUAAUGAAAUGAAUCUGGUUGAACGAGAUGUUAGCACCGUUAGUUCUAUUCCUACGGAGGAUCUCCCAUUCAUCGAGAGAGCCACAACCAAUUGUUAUUUCGAGGCAUUGAAAACUCUCAAAAGCUUCCAGGGAAAGAUUGUUGCGCUCAGUACAAGAGCCAACUCUUCUCAAGGGGGCUUUGAGGCCAAAAAGAAAAGCUGGACUAAGUUAUCUGCAUCGUUUGCAAAACCCGAAGUGGUUGAUCCAUCCGACAAAAUUCGUUUUGUCCCUGCUGUCAAUUGGCACGGAGAACAGAUGAUCGAGUUUGCGGGCGCCGUAGUCCGCAAUAACGACGUUCCAGUACAGACUUUUGAUCUCCCUCCCAGAGUCGAGCAGUUCAUUGCUAUUAGACUCAUCGGCAAAAAUGCAAGCGCAGAUGUUGUCUCGGAAUUUCCUAAGGUGAUGGGUCUCGUCAAAGGUAGAUCGACCCAAGCUAACAUUGUGAGCGCUAUCGACACCUUGGAUGUCACAUUGUCUGCCGGCGCAGAGAAGACGGCUUUGGCAGCUUUGAAGACUCUUAUACAAGCGGCAUUCGCAGACGUUGCUGCAGUUGAUGGUUUAGCACCGACCGUCCCCUUGCACGCUCCGGUCGUCAUCGGCACGGCUCCGUCAGAGAAAAUCGUCAUGUUCACCAACACGAUUGCGUUCCGCGUCACCGUCAAUCCUGUUAACGACGCGCCAAUACUGACAUCAUACCGCGCUUACUUACCACCGAUUGGGUACAACCUAACGACCACGCCCAACAAUGGUUUUACCGUUAACGAAGUAACCACUAGGAUUCCCAUCCCGUACGGUACAGAACUCCCCGCUUUCGCUGCCCGCCCAGAUCCCCUCAUCACUGAUGUAGAUGGCUACACCGCUGGUAUUGGUAUCGCUUAUGCCCCCAACACGAGCUUGGGCCGUUACGAGUACCGACUCUCUAAUAGCGAUCCAUGGACUCCUGUGCCUAUCGAUAACACCCUGGAAAACGGGAAGCUGAAUGGAACCGCCAGGGUCCUACUCCUGAAACCAGAAGCCAGCGUGCGCUUUCAGAUGCACAGUGAUGACUUCUUGUGGAGUAACGUGGAAGCCUCAGAGAAGGCUCAGGUUCUAUUUGUCGCAUGGGACCAAACAGAUAACAAGACCAGUGGCGUUCACAACUUCACUUUCCCACCCAGCGAAAGUAGCUCCAUUAGUAAGAAGUUCGUAAUGGCUUUUGCCACUAGGAAUGGAUGUGACGGUAAACCAGGUUCUCGAGGGAGAGUUGAUGCCUGUGGUAGGUGCGGCGGCGACGGGGUUUGGUGCCGUGGCUGCGAUAACAUUCCAUUCUCUGGAGCUAUUAAAGAUCACUGCGGGAACUGCACUGGAGGCACGACAAAUUUAACUUUCAACUUCAGAAAGGAUUGUGCUGGAACCUGUGGUUCUGCUUUCACGGGCCCUUGCGGUCUAUGUCAAUCGGCUGGAAAAUUUAAAAACUUUACUGACUGCUCUGGGACGUGCUUCGGUGGCGCCACGAUUAACAGGUGCGGAAACUGCGUCGGAGGCAAUACAGGAAAUCCUUCGAAUCAGGGAGAGGACGCGUGUGGUAUUUGUGGUGGAGAUGGCUCAAGUUGCCUCGACUGCGCUGGCCAAGCCAAUGGUCCCAGUAAAGUUGACAUUUGCGGCAGCUGCUUAAAUCCAACCAGCCCUUCAUUCAACUCUGCUUGCACGAAGCUGUCAGCCGUGACCCCAGCAAGCGGUGUCGACACUGGAGGGACCAGGAUCACUAUCAAAGGGGCAGGCCUUACGCGGAUUACCUCGGCUGCCUGUUACUUCGUCAAUAGCACUGGAGACUAUGCCACACCGGCCGUCACUAAAACGGCCACAGAACUGACGUUCACCAUGAGCGCAAUCGAGGCCGGAGUCUACCAAGUGAAGUGCAGAUUUGAUGGGGCCGCCACAGACUACUUCACUACCACCAACUUCACCGCGUACGAUAAGAGCGCUAUGACAAUAUCAUCAAUCACUCCAGCAAGGGUCAUAGCCAACAGCGGAGCCUUAACUGUCAAUAUCACAGGGACUGGCUUCGUCGACACGGGGUAUAUCCGAUGUGUGAGUGACGUUGGUUUUAGCUCCCCUGCUACCUUUAUUAGUUCCACUGAUGUCCAGUGCUCAUUUCCGAACCGUCAGAAGUCCAAGGCCAUGAAAGUGUCCGUAUCAAUGGGGCAGCAAGACACAGAGAUCCUUGGUAACCGCUUUGCGAAUUUCGAGUUCUACGUGCAAGGACCUAUGCCCGUCAGCGCCGCGUUUACUAAUAAUCUCCAGGCAAUCCUGGUCACCAUGAGCAAGCCCUCGGUGUCUAGUUCUGGUGAAGCUUGCACCCCGUUAUUUACAGACACAUCCUCGUUUGGAACACAAGCGAAAUGUGUGUUCCGUACGCCUUUGAAGAUGUUCAUACUUCUGCGAGGUUCGCCUUCUCUGACGCCUGGAAAUGUCAUUCAAUUCAACGCUUCAACAUUAACAGUGCUAAGGGAGGACGUUACUGUGGCUUCAACUGCCAUAACAAACCUGACAGUUAGCGGUCCUGCCAAAACCCCACCUCUUUCCGCCAUCUUAUCGGGACCGAACAAAGUCGGUGUGUGCGGAAAGAUCAAGCUAGACGCCUCUCGCUCAUUCGGUGGCGGAGGACGCAGACUGACUUUCUCGUGGGGAGUGGCCUGGGCCUCUGACACUCCCACACCGACCUCGGCCGCCAACACUGAUCUGGCCCGCCUACAAGAUAUGCUUCAGUCGGAGACAGGAGCCAGGGUGACCAUCAGGAACAGCACUAACCUCCUCCCUAACUUUAAGUAUGAGUUCCGUGUUUCCGUGUCCAAUUUCCUGGGUGCAUCAAGCGAGAACGCCACUCUUGUUGUUACUCGUGAAAACAAGCAGUUGCCAAUCAUCGAGGUCGGGCACAAGGUUCGCCAGGUCAAGGCCUCGCGGGAUGUUACACUGCAAGCCAAGGCGGUCCUUUCACCAUGCUUGGAUCCCUCAGUUGCUGCAUCAGUCUUGUUCUCUUGGGAAAUCGACGCCGUCGGGAUUGAUCUUGGUGUUACUGAUAAACCACGCCUUAGAAUCAAGCAGGCCACCCUAGAAGGUGGAAAGACAUACACCCUGACAGUCACCGCAGCAAUGGCAUCGGACCAGACGCUCUCUUCGACUAAGAGCAUCACCCUGAACGUGGAAAGCUCCCCAUUGGUUGCACGUAUCAGGGGCGGAGCUACAAAGGUGGUUGGUGCCACAUCUACCAUGACGAUGGACGCAUCUCCGUCCAUUGACCCGGACAAGACAAGCGAGACUGCUUGGUAUCGAUGGGCGUGCUUUGACAGCUCAGAGAAUCCAUGCUUCAGGCCUGACCCAGUUAACGCUGGAAGACAGAUAAGGGUCACCUUCCCGACUACGGCCCAAGUGUCUUUUAGCGUAGCGGAUUACCUCAGCUCCAACCAACAGUACAAGUUCAAGAUGACAUUUAACAAAGGGUCGCGGUCGGAUUCCACAGAAAUGACCGUUAUCGUCAAGGCAGGUGAUCCACCUCGAGUCACCAUCCGCCCUCAGACAAACAGCAAAGAAAACCCAAGCGAAGUUGUCAAGAUUAAGGCAUUGGUCAGCUCAACAUUACCCUCCACUAACGUGACUUGGGAGAGCGUUGAAGAAGACGGUUUUGCUUACCUCGAUCUAUCAACCGCUGGAACUAUACUUACUCCGCUACAGUUUACCUUCGAGAAGGCUUCUGGACGGGCCAAGGCAACCCGCGGAUGUGCGUUGGUUAUUGCCAAAGACAAGUUGUCGGGUGGCGUGCAGUAUAAGUUCCGUUUGACUGCUAAGCAUCGUGACUCUGACGCUUAUGGCGAUGCAGUGAUCAGAACGAACGCAGCCCCCUCACAGGGUACAUUGACCGUAAGCCCAUCUAAUGGUACUUCUAUGGAGACCGUCUUCACCGUAACAGCUGGGGAGGGGUGGUCUGAUGAUGCCGAUGACUUGCCUCUCAACUACCAGUUUGGUUACAUUGAUCCUAGGACCAAUAAAGAAGAGUUACAAGGGAUGUUUGGAGGAUCGAACCAGAGGGAAAUCAAGUUUCCUCCAGGUGAUGAGAAUAACGCCAGAAGCCUCACAGUAUUCGUGAACGUGAAAGACCAGCUGGGCGCCGUGACGCGUCAGACAGCCACCAUCACUGUGAUGCCUGUCGCGGUCACUACCGCCAUCCUAGACAACGCAAAGGACGACAUUUUGAAGAGCUUUGAAUCUGCAGACUGGAACUCUGCUUUAGGAAACAUGGGAGCAUUGUUGUCCGCCGUCCCGUGCGGGCCUGUUAACGACCCCGUCCAGGCUGCCGCUAUCACGUCAAUGAAGGAAUCAUUUGCUGGAAGUACCAUGAACAUCCUCGAGUCAGGAGGCGUCACUGAUGACCCAGCUGCCAAGCGCACGAUGUAUUGCUCGAUGGGGUCCAUCACUAAUUGUGGCAAGUCAAUGUCGUCUAAAGUCAAGUUAAGAGCCUUUAGACUAAUCAAGGGCAUAGAAUGUUGCUCAUCUGGGUCAAGGCGUAAGAGGCGUGCCACGGGGGGUUCUGGAUCGGGCGAGACCUACACAGAGCAAGAGGCGGAACAAGCUUUGUCAAUCCUGAGUAACCUGAUCGAUGCCAGCUCCUACGACUCCGCCUCCAUGACUCUGAAGAACGACUUCCGCCCUGUCGUGGACUCCUCCGGUGUCAAGGUUUGCCGAGGGGUAGCUGUCGGCAUGCCCGCUGUUAUGGUCAACGAUCAACUCGUAGUGCUUCGUGUUGAGAAGAAUUCCCUGGCCAAUGUUGACACCCAGUUUACGGAUAUUGCCUGUAAUGACUGCCCGGAUUAUCUCAGUAACAGCGCGAAGGUUCUGCUUGGUGCGUCCAUCAAGUCCGCGUACGCUUCCUGGGAUUGUAACUCUGGUGGUGACACUUGUACUGGUGUAUGUUUGGACACGUCACAGUUUGUAUACGACAUCCUUAGCACAUCAGUGGAUAACACAUCGCUUACGAAUGUCGUCGACGUCAAGCUUUUCAACCCGGAAACUUACGCCACUGUGUCCGUCAGCUCGUUGGCCACACCGAUGACUUAUCGAUUGCCGCUCAAGACUAAUGUCACCGUUGACACUAACAGCACCUACCUCGCCUGCAAACGUUGGUCUUCUGGUUCAUGGGUGACCACCGGAUGCGUAACGACACAGACGCUUGUGUCUGAUAACGGUACCGACUACGUAGAGUGCAACUGCACAGAGACCGGCUACAUAAUGGCCUUCACCGCCAACGAGGCACCCAUUGUGACAACACUCGCGCCUUCGACCACCCCACCCACCACCACCACCACCACCGCGCCUGUCGCUACCACAAUCCGGCGAGUCCGGUUUGCUCUUGUUGGGGAUUAUGACACCUUGGUUACUCCUGCAACUGAGAACGAACUAAAGGCGAAUAUCUCCAAGGCGUUGGCUUCAACUAUGGGCUUACCCGUGUCGCGAAUUGUUAAUAUGACGCUUUCAAAGGGUAGCAUUGUUGUAAACUUCGCCUUGGUUGCACCGGCGAAUGAAACCUCAACGGAUUUGAAGACAUACGCCGACAAGCUCAACACUGCCAUUACGUCCUCCACCUUCACUGUCGAGACGUCUUCCGGUACACUCAAGGCCGAUCCAGCGUCCUUCUCUACCACAGAGGGUAAUGAGCAACCCACCGCUCCUGCUCCACCCAUCUCGCCAACAGAGAGUGGCCUUACGGAGACCGAGAAGAUCAUUAUAGGAUGCGUAGUGGGCGGUGUAUUGCUUAUUGUAUUGAUAGUUGUCGUUGUCGUCUGCACCAAGAAGAAACAAAGCAAUAGGCGAAGUAUGAAGGUUUCUCCUGAAAGUUCCCGGGCUCAGCUUCGAGAGGGCGAAAACAUGGAGAUGGACGGCAGAAACAAUAAAGUUGAUGGAAACUACAACGAAGGUGUAGACGCAUAGAGACCUCCACCACCACCAUUCGUACAUCAAGCUCAAGUUUGACAACAACAAGAACGAGCUUUUAGUUCGCUUACCAGUAAAUGGCCAAGUAAUAAGAUAAGACUAGUUUUAGGUCAAGAAAGUCUGGCGGCCCUGGUGAAACAGUGCGUUGUUUCUAUUUUGCUGAAUAAAAUGGAUACUUGUUGACGCGCUAGUGAACACGCCACUCCAUUAAAAGUGCACUAUUUAAGUUAUUUAUCCAUGUUUUCAACGAUUUUAUGGUUUAAGUAAGAAAAUAUCUAUCAAUCAGGCCUAAAUAUUGAAACGUAAAUUAAGGGUAACUAUGAUGACACGUCUCUUAAAGAUGUUGCGACACGUGGGCCAUGAAAAACGUAAUUCGUAAUGAUGUGUCCGGUGUCUAGAAGGCAUGUGGUUUUUAAGGCAUUCUUUUCUACAGUUCUAGAGCUCUACGAGUAUAUUUCAUAUUCGAAAAAGGCAUGACAAGGCUCUUUCAGAGUUGCGUUGACCACAAAUCAUGUCCAAUAGAAAAGAACAUCUUUCUGUUGUAUUUGAUUUUCUGUCAACUACUGGUCACCCUAGAAAAUUCUUUUAUAAAUAUUCUUUUAUAAACAUCAAGGAUGUAAAUAUUACACGAAGUGCAGUCAUCAACAAAGCAAAAUGAGUUGCUUAUACGUAAGCCGUAAUAAUUUAUUAACGUUACCGUCUGUUUAUUACUGUGUGAAUCUAAUAAAAAUGAUUAAAUGUUA
Nematostella vectensis (starlet sea anemone) is the source of this 10563-nucleotide messenger RNA. RefSeq lists its product as uncharacterized. The record is from RefSeq and is a predicted model, not a curated record. The coding region runs from base 698 to 9817 and encodes 3039 amino acids. The transcript is spliced from 33 exons. Lineage: Eukaryota; Metazoa; Cnidaria; Anthozoa; Actiniaria; Edwardsiidae.